Molecule: messenger RNA, 1084 nt
Organism: Hippocampus comes (tiger tail seahorse)
Lineage: Eukaryota; Metazoa; Chordata; Actinopteri; Syngnathiformes; Syngnathidae
Product: tetraspanin-8-like
Exons: 9
Coding region: 118-909 (263 amino acids)
Biological process (GO): regulation of vascular endothelial growth factor signaling pathway
Cellular component (GO): plasma membrane
Source: RefSeq, a predicted model, not a curated record
UUUCUCCGCCGCCCCCACCGCCGGACUCAUUCGUCACGGAGACUUGAAAGUGCAACGAUCGUCCCGACUUUUCGUCUCCAGCUUUCUCCGGCCCCGCUCACCGUGCAAGAAGCCAACAUGACUCAAGUCAACCGCUGCGUCAAGCUGAGCUUGAUCGUGUCCAACAUUUUCUUCGCGAUUGUAGGAGGCGCCAUUAUCGCCCUGGCUUUGCUGCUGCAGUUGCUCACGCGCCUCAACGGCGCCUCGCUGGAGGGCCGCGGCUCAGCCCUGAUCCUGCUGUACGUGGUGGGCACCAUCACCAUGGUGGUCGCCGCCGUGGGUGCGUACGGCGCACACCGCCAGAGCCGCGUCGCCCUCAUCGUGUUCCUGGUGUGCAUGGUCAUCGGCACGCUGAUGAUGCUGCGCGUCGGCAUCCCUUUGGCGGCCGUGCGCCCCGAGGUGGAGGGCCUGAUGUCCCGCCGCUUCGGAGAGCUGCUGCCGUUGGACGAAGCUGACGAAAAGACCAAGGAAAUUGCCGACGGCGUUCAGGAAAUGAUGCAGUGUUGCGGCGUGUUCAGCUACGACGACUGGCGGCAGAACAUCCCGGACUCGUGCCUGUGUGACGAGGCGGCGCGGCUGGAGGGCAAAUGUCAAGUCGUCAACUACAACCUGAUGAUGCUCCAGAUGAGGAAGUCCGUCUUCCGCCAGCCGUGUUUCCCGCUCAUCGUCCACUACGUGCUCCUGGCUUUUGACAUCGUGAUGGGCAUCGCCUUCGUGUUGGCGCUCCUGGCGCUGCUGGGCCUGACCCUGUCGUCCAUCCUCAUCCACCAGCUGCGGGCGGGCAGACGUCCCGCCGUCAUGCUCGUGCCCGCCAUCUUCAAGCCGGCGCCCCCCAAGUACCAGGAGCUGCAAAACGCGCCCGUGUACUAGAGGGACCGCUGUUCACCCAAACCUGCUGCAGUUACAACACGCACGCCAAAUUCAAACCCGUCGCGCUUUUCUCGGUCAACGCAGCACUUGCCCUUUUUCUUUGUUCAGACUACUGCGCUUGGAAAGCGGCGUUUUGAUUUCUUGCCCUGAAUAAAGACCACAUUCCAGUCAAAAC